UGGGGGCAGCUCAAGGCUCAACUGCAAUCCUUUUAUCUUUUAACCAAAACUACAUUUCCUUAACUGAAGUGUGACUAAGUCUGAAAAAUCUCAGGAGCAUACACAUUUCAAGGGUUCUUCUCUCCCGCUCGGAGCGUCCCGCCUGACGCCAGCAACAGUCGGCAGCGGCGGAGGAGAAAAGGCCGGGCUUUGCUCUUUACGUACGAACGGCGGGGCGGAGCUGCACGAGCCGCGCAUGACCGCCUUUUUCCCGGCUGCGGGCGCCAAUCGGAAGGGGUCGGGGCAGAGGCUUUUUUGCGUUUUGUUUUAUUGCGUGCACCGCGGGGGUUAAGCGUAGCAAAGUUACAUCUUGUCCCGAGCGGUGGCUGCCCCCGUGCUUGAGGCAGAGCGCAAACCCCUCUCCUGCUCGCUUCCUUCCUCCUCCUCCUCCCCCCCCCCCACUGAGCUUGCGGAAAGCAUGAAGCUGACCAAAGCCCAGUACGGCGAGAUUGCUCAGUUCCUCGCCCAAGUAGUGCCCCCAACUCGGCAGAGUCUGAGGAAGCUGAAGGACAGAUUCCCUAGUCAAUCGCAGUCCACUCUGCUGAGCAUCUUCUCCCAGGAGUACCAGAAACAAAUUAAAAAAACACAUGCCAAACAUCACACUCCAGAGGCAACUGAAGCUUACUAUCAAAGGUACCUGAAUGGAGUGUUAAAGAAUGCAGCUUCUCCUGUAUUAUUGGAACUGGCCAAUGAGGUGAAUUUUGCCCCAUCACUGAUGUCUCGAGUAGUGUUGGAAAAAUUUCUACAGGAACAAGAUGGAUCGACUCCUUCCAAAACUCUUAUAAACAGUAUGCUGCGGGACCCUUCUCAGAUUCCAGAUGGAGUUCUAGCAAACCAGGUCUAUCAGUGUACUGUGAAUGACUAUUGUUAUGGACCACUGGUGGACUGCAUCAAACACGCUAUUGGACAUGAACAUGAAGUCUUGCUGCAAGAAAUGCUCUUGGGGAAAAAUAUACCUUUUUUAGCUGAAGAUCAGCUACGUGCAAAGGGUUAUGACAAAACACCCGAUUUCAUAUUAGAAGUGCCAGUAGCUGUGGAAGGACAUACAAUUCAUUGGAUUGAAAGUAAAGCCUCAUUUGGUGAUGAAUGCAGCCACCAAGCCUACUUGCGUGACCAGUUCUGGAGUUACUGGAACAGAUUUGGCCCUGGACUAGUUAUCUAUUGGUAUGGAUUUAUUGAGGAGUUAGAUUGUCAUCGCAAUCGUGGUAUCCUGCUCAAAGACUCCUUCCCUACAGACAUAGUUACUCUCUGAGACAGCAUGGCUGAGCAGCGAGGGUGGAAGAAACGUUGAGAGGAAAAGGCGAAUCCGGAAGCAAUUUUACUUUCCUGCAGUAUAAACUACUGGCAGCAUCUGCCCUGAACUUCAGUUGAACUCUCACUGCCCGGGAUCACACUACUACUACUUUAGACAAACACAUCAAGGGUUUCUGUUUUACUUCAACCCUCUGCUGAUGCAAGCAGCCAAAAAAUACAGACACAGCCCAAACAUUAUCAGCAUUUCUGUCUCUGUCGAACAGUUUAUAGAUAGCCGUAAUCUUUCUUCCUUCCGGAUGGCUUCUCCUUGCACUUUGAACAAAAGAAGAAAUGUGGAGGCUAAAAGGUGUGGUGUUCAGUUUUCCUCCCUGUUAUGAAGUCACCUUUAAAAAAUGUCUUCUGCCACACACAACCUUUUUUUCUAGUAAUUGUUAAAAAUCUCGCUCCACUUAAUGCUCAUAUUGUACCCACUAGCCAGCUAGUUCAGCUCAUGGAGGGGUAUAAAAUAAUGUCAUCUAGUAAUGUUGUUUUAACUCUAAACUUCCUAGCUUUUGUGACACAAAGCCAGGCAGAUUAGAUUUUUUUAACGUAAGUUUAAUAACUGGAAUAGGAGGUGCCUUAUUCUGUGUUGUUAAAAGCAAAAACUCAGAACUGUUUUCUUUACAGAUAUUAAGCUUUAAGACAUUUUAAUAUUGGCUUACAUACCACACAGCAAUCCAUAGUCCUGAAUGAGAGAGAGAGAGAUGCCAGCACUGCUUGCAAAGGUAGGACUGCUUUGUGCCUACUAAGCACUGUGUAGAUGCAGUUGUGAUGGUACGCCCACUGGGAAUGAUAGGAGUAUUUUUGCAAUGCAUAGUAGGCACACAGCACCUCGCCUUCUGAAGCACCGCAGGCGUGCUUUAAAGUGACCAAUGCAGCUUCUGCACCUCUUUUAUAUGUACAGAUAUCUGUGUGGUUUGUAGAAGUGUUUGUUGCAGAUAUUAAGGCAGGGUAGGCAACCUUGACUCUCCCACUGUUGUUGAACUACAACUCCCAGCUUCCCCAGCCAAAAUUUAUUGUGGCUGGGGAUGAUGGGAAUUGUAGUUCAACAACAGUGGAAGAGUCAAGGUUGCCUAUUUGUGUAUUAAGGAGCAACAUUAAAGCAAAUAAUUUCUUUGGACGACAUGCUUGUUGGAAGUAGCUGCAUAACUGUUCAGUGAUACAUUACACAAAGAUAUGAAUGCUGCAGCUAUUGGUGAUGCUCACAAACAUAGAAAGCAAUUAAACUAGAGUAAGAAAAAUGUACACCCCAAACAGGAUGUAGCAAUCCAAAACUGAUGUCUCUUAUGAUCUCCUAAUCCUGUGUUGGGGGUCAUAGAUCAGUAGAAAAGCCCAUGUUUUGGAUGUGGAAAAUUCCAAGUUCAAUCCCUGGCAUCUGCAGGAAGGUCCACUGUCUGAAAUCCUAAAGAGCCACUCCCAGUCAGUGUAGACCAGGGCUGCACAGCUUCAGCCAACCAGCUGGUUUUGGACUACAAUUCCCAUCAUCCCCAGCUACAGUGGGCAGUAUUCAGGAAUCUUGGGGAUUGUAGUCCAGCAUCUGUAAGAGGACUGAAGUUGUGCAGCCCUGAUGUAGACAAUAAUGAGCUAGAUACUCCAACUCAGUAUUAGGCAACUUCCUAGGUUCUUCAUUCAGCAAGUACUUGACAAUGAUCUGAUAUUUAUUUCACUGUCACUGAUGGCCCCCACAAGAAAUCCUGCUUUUGCAACUCCUUUUAAUACCCCUCUUUUGAAAGGCUAUCACCCUGUUCCCACCCCUUCAAAAAUUCAGUCCUACCCACAUUUAUAUUAUACAUUAAUUUGAUCUUCCAUAUUGAUCACCAGCAUUGUAAAACCUGUCUAAUCAUACUUUUUAAACACCCAUCUCAGCAAGAGAAGAUGCUGUUUUCUGUCCCAUUGUUGGAUUUUCCUCCCCACCCCCACUAUAUUUCAUUAUUUAAUUUAAUUAUUGAAUGAAAAGAAAUAGCUAUCAUUAACCCAGCAUGUCCAAAUGCAGUAGAGGAACCUCCAUGCUACUCCUAGACCAAAGGUUCUUAACCUGUGGUACUCCAGAUAUUGCUGAAAUACAACUCCCAUCAUUCCCAAACACAAUAAAUUGUAGUUCGGCAACAUCUGGAGUACCACAGGUUAAGAACCCCUGUCUUACACGAUGGUUUACCUACUUGACAAAGAUCACCCUGCAGUUUCGAAAUGUGUUUCUUUGAAAGAUUAAACUUUCAGCAAGACCUUAUUGCAAGCAGCUGUAACUCAUUUAUGUUCACCUGUUUAACAUAUUGCGACAGACUCACAGGUUUGCGCAUAAAAGAUGGGAGAAGAAAUCUAUAAUGUGUAACUUACUGGUAGUACUCAGAAGUAGUAUUCAGGUUGUUACUGCCUAGCAUGCAUUAAAACCUUGAAGGGGGUGAAAAUGAAACAAGUAAUGCAGCAUUAUUCUAGUGCAAGACUGAAAAGGAGGAUUGUCGAAAUGGAAAAGGGUUCAUGGGCAAAGUGGUAUUUGCUUGAGGUGGUACAGCUGCACCGUGCUGUGUGAAAUAAUCUGCCACAGCAUCUUAAGAUAGCCUGUUACUUCUCUUUCUCUCUGACUUUUAAAUAAAUUAAAUUUAUCUGCACAGAUGUUGAAAAUCUU
Hemicordylus capensis (graceful crag lizard) is the source of this 3955-nucleotide messenger RNA. RefSeq names its product CDAN1 interacting nuclease 1 (gene CDIN1). The record is from RefSeq and is a predicted model, not a curated record. NCBI's taxonomy places the organism in Eukaryota, Metazoa, Chordata, Lepidosauria, Squamata, Cordylidae. Gene Ontology annotation, cellular component: nucleus; cytoplasm. The transcript is spliced from 11 exons. Bases 458 to 1291 code for a protein of 277 amino acids. Gene Ontology annotation, biological process: erythrocyte differentiation.